AAUGCUUUCUAACGCCGCUACUCAACAAAAGUUUUCUAGCUUGAGAAAAAGACUUGAUCAAUUAGGUUAUAGACAACCUCUAGGAAUUGAGUCAUUGCCUUUGGUAGAACGACUUUUCGCGGAUCUUUUACAUACCACUGACUCCCUGAAACAAGAGAGGCAAUCGAAAUCAAACUCUUUUAAAGAUAGCAACACUUCAGGAGAAGUUUCAGAAAUUUUACAACCUUAUAAGAGUGAUAAUGCAAAGUUAGUACGAGAGACUAACGAACUUCACAAAGAGUUAAUAACAGUCAAAGAUCAAAGUGAUAAAGCAAUCAAAGAGCUAAAAGCAAAAUUUAGGAAAUCCGAAGCUGAUAGAAAAGAUCUUUUAUUACUAAAUAAUCAGUAUGUAAUAAAAGUUGGAAAUUUAGAAAGAGAAUCAAAACAGAAGAGCGAUAAGAUUUUAAGUCUUCAAGAAAAAAAUAUGCAUGCUGUGGUCCAGACUCCAGGUGGUCGGAAAAAGAAUAUACCUUUUAGAAGACAAAGAAUGGAAAUAGAUUGUCUUGUUCCAGAAGCACCUGUUAAAGCGUCUGAAACGUCCCAAAAGACCAUUGAUCUUUUAGAGUUGGCCGAUAGACAAAUUUCCUCACUAACUUCCCAAGUAAAAACAGUUCAAGAUGAAAAACAAGGUUUGAAAGAUAAGAUCGACCUCUAUCGAAAUCAGAUUGAAGAAAGGGAAAAAGAAAUUGAUCGCUUAUACAAUCAGUUGCAAGGUGGAAGACCCUAUGAUGUUGUCGCUCUCGAGGCCAGGAAUAGAUCUCACGAAAGACACAUAGCUCAUUUGAAUAUUCAAUUGGAUUAUUUACAACAGAAAAAUGAUGAACUACUGAAUCAGGGACAAAAUGGUACGCAACAAAGAGAACUAUUAGACAAUGAAGUUCCUACUAGAGAUUCAUGCACUCUUGUUAGUGAACUGGAUAGAACAAAGAAAGAGUUUGAGAUAUUAAAUAUAGAGAUCGAACAUUUAAAAGCUGAAAAAGAUGCUUUGCUCGCUGAAAUGAACGAAUCAACAACAAAAUGUAACGUAGAAAUUAUUCGCAUGACUGAUCUGUUAGAAAAGGUUCAAGAGGACAAAAAAAAUCUUAGCAGUAAAAUUACAAAACUAACAAAAAGUGAAAAAGAUCUUAUCAUGGAAAUCGAACGAUUGAAAAAACAAAGAAUAAUACCAAAAAAUGACAGAAAUAGUAAUAAGAAUUAUGAAAAAAUUAUUAAAAGUACUGAAGAAGAGAGGGAUUAUUGGAAAGCUGAAGUUGAAACAUUACAAGAUAUUAUGAAGAAUGUUUCCUAUGCACCAAUUGAUACUUCCCACUCUUUAUCUAAUAAAAACACGGAAGAGGAAAUGAAACAAAUAGAAGAUGAGCGAAAUUUUUACAAAAGUGAAUACGAAUUAUUACGAUCAACGAAAGCAAAUUCGCCAUCACCAGUGAGGACAAAUACAUCUUCAACAACACAGGUUCGUUUGGAUAGUGUAAACGAUGAUAAAAUUAAAACUGACUGUUCUCUGUCUGAUUCUAUUGAAGUUGCAAACAAUAAUUGUCAAAUGUUGAUAAAUGAAAGUUUCUUAGACUUACCUGCAAAAUUAGUUGAUUUUAAAAUCUUGGAAAAUUAUGGAAAUUCAAAUAAAGAGGCAUUACUUAGUAGUCAACUGGGUCGAAUAGUGCCAGAAGUCGAAAAUUUAGAGAGAGUUUUAGCUCUAAAGAUAAGAAUCAAAAGAAGUCAGCUCAAACAGUAUAUUGAACAAGAAAAGGAAUUAGAAAAAGUGAAGGAAGAACGAGAUAAGUUACAAAAAGUUCUAAAUACUUUUGAGGAGCAUAUGGCGGAAAUUCAAUCAAAUGUUAAAGUUCUUACAACCGAAAGAAACAAAUUUUUGGAACUAUACAACCAAACUAAAGCAGAAAUCGAUACUAUGAAAGAUAACAGUACUUCAGCUAGAAGCCCCAAGGCUACAUUAGCUACUCAAGCUGUUUUUAAACGUGUUGAAUUGGAGAGAGACGAAUCUCUUGAAGAAUUAAGAAAGAUUACCGCAGAAUGCGAGUCUUUAAAAGAGCGACUCCAAAUUGCAACAGAAACUCAAAUUGCAGAGAAAGCAAGACUGGAACAGAAAAUUAAUGAUCUUCAAUCCAGUUUGAGUAUUGCUGAAUUGAAAGCAAAUGAAGCUGUUAGCGCUUCCAGCGGAGUUCAAAGCCUAAUUGAUUCCUUAGAAAAUAAAUUACGUGAAGAGGGAGAAUCUUUAAACUCACAUAAAACUAGAGCAACCCAAAUGCGUUUGUUGGCUGAAAAUGCUGAGAGAGCCGCUAACGAUGCUGAAAGACAAUUAACACGAAUAGAAGAAGAAUUGAAAAGCGAAAGAGAACGAUCAAAACAAUUAGAACGUGAAUCCACUGCUUUACACACCCAGUUAAACAGUGAGAGGGAAAAAUAUCAAGAGCUUCGCAAUACCGUCGCUGCUCUAGAUCGAGAUAAGGAUACCAUUCAGUCAGAUGCUGAUCACAAAACUGAGCUAAUUUUAUCGUUAAAAGAAGAAGUAAUGAUUAAAGAUAGGGCUUUGGGAGACAUACAACUAACUAUUAGUGAAUUGGAAGGUCAACUGUCUCGCACCAGAGAAGAUUUCAUGUCUAAGGAUCACGAAAUAAGGUCUCUAAAAAAACAAUUAGAUGAUGCUUUGGUAGAAUUGAGCGAAGUAGAAAGGGGUAGAGAUAUUACCAUUAAAGAGAAUCGGGCUUUGCAUAGUGACUUAGCAACAAUGACUAAAGAGCAUCAAUAUAUUCAAAAUCAAUUAGACCAAUUCCAAGUUGACAAAGAACAUUUAAAGGAUGAAAUAAAAAAUAAUAUGACUCAAUUGAAAAAGGCCGAAGAGCUGCUUAUGGUAAAAGAAAGACAAAGAUCAGACCUUUUAGAACAAUACAAAGCGCUCUCUGCUAACGCAGAAGGAAAUGAAACUGCUAAGCAUGAAUUAGAGAGUUAUAAUUCGUCCCUUCGUCUUGAGAUCAUGACCAGAGAUGCAGAAUUAAGGCGACUUAAAGAGCGUUGCGAUGUUCAAGACCACCAACUGCAAGAGUUAACACAUGUGGAAGCUUCAUACGAGGCUCAGGUAUCACACUUAUCAAAAUCUGUUGGCCAUUUAGAAGAAUGUGUAAGACAAGCCGAGAAUGAUAAAAGAGCAAUGUCUAGCGAUUUAGCUGCAGUGAGAGAACUUUGUGCUAAACUUGAGCUAUCAAAAGAUCAACUACAAAGACAGUUAGCAGGCUUAGAAAGUCAAAGAGAUGUAUUUGGUCAUAAUAUUGAUGACGUUCAACGUGAAAACGAUGCUCUCCGAGAACAAAUAAGAUGUGAACAUGAGUCCGUUACUAGAUUAGAGAGUUUAUUGAGUACAAAUAGAGAAAAAGAGUAUCAAACGCAACUGUUCCAUCACGAAGCUGAAGCAGAAAUUCUUAUGUUAAAGGACCGCUUGGCGUUGUGCGAGAGCAAAUAUGAAAGUCAAAAUAAGGAAGUCGUGUCUCUACGCUCUAAAAAUAUCGAAUUGGAAGGCGAAAUUGAUAAGCUCAAGAGGCAGGUCACAAAUGAGAAAUUUGAACGUGAAAGGGCUGCUCAAGAAUUAAGAAGACAUGGUAUAGUUGCUCCUGGAGAUAAAUCAAGGUCCCCAGGUUCAAAAACACCCGUUUCUCAAAACUUCCCUGAUAAUAAGGAAAAUGUACAGCAUUCUGUAUAG
Dimorphilus gyrociliatus is the source of this 3748-nucleotide messenger RNA. The record is from the annotation of a GenBank genome assembly. NCBI's taxonomy places the organism in Eukaryota, Metazoa, Annelida, Polychaeta, Dinophilidae.